Messenger RNA from Gambusia affinis (western mosquitofish), 1308 nucleotides. RefSeq names its product four and a half LIM domains 2a (gene fhl2a). The record is from RefSeq and is a predicted model, not a curated record. Gene Ontology annotation, molecular function: transcription coregulator activity. Gene Ontology annotation, cellular component: nucleus; Z disc. Lineage: Eukaryota; Metazoa; Chordata; Actinopteri; Cyprinodontiformes; Poeciliidae.
UCCCUCAUUUCCAAUUAGCCCGUGAUGGGUCAGCUAAUGUAAUCAGGAGUAACUACAGCGCGCCCAGAGCUUCCUCUCUCAGUCUGCCCCAGACUCAGCACAGACACACUCCUCACACAGGAAGGUGAGUGACUCUUGGUCACAAUGACUGAGCGCUACGACUGCCACUACUGCAAGGAGUCCCUGUUUGGGAAAAAGUACGUUCUUCGAGAGGACAAUCCCUACUGUGUGAAAUGUUAUGAGAGCCUGUACUCCAACACUUGUGAAGAGUGCAAGAAACCCAUUGGCUGUAACACCAGGUCUCCACCUACAGCAGAAAGUCACAAAUGUUCAACUUUGGAGUGCAUAGAUGUACAGGAUGAACUCCAGCCACUUAGUGCUGAUUUAAUUCUGGUUAAAUUUAUUCACACCAUUCACAAUUCAACCAGUUUUAUCCAAACUGACCUGAUUGUGAUAAAUAAACCCAAUUACUCUAUUAGGAUUCAAAGCUGCCUUUUGGUGGUUACUAUUGUUCUGCCUCAGCACUGGUUCUUUUUCCAUCUCUUUAACUUCCUGUUGUCUAUUCCAUCUCGACUUCCUGAAGGCUCCAGGAAGAUGGAGCACAAGGGCAACAGCUGGCAUGAGACCUGCUUCACCUGCAAGCGAUGCCAGCAGCCAAUCGGUACCAAGAGUUUCAUCCCGAAGGAGAACCAAAACUUCUGUGUGCCCUGCUACGAGAAGCAGUUUGCCAUGCAGUGUGUGCACUGUAACCUGUGCACCAGCUGCAAGCAGCAGUUGUCUGGCCAGAGGUUCACCUCCAGAGAUGACUUUGCCUACUGUCUGAACUGCUUCUGCAACCUUUAUGCCAAGAAGUGUGCCUCCUGCACCACCCCAAUUAGUGGUCUGGGAGGAAGCAAAUACAUCUCCUUCGAGGAGCGCCAGUGGCACAACGACUGCUUCAACUGCAAGAAGUGCUCUGUGUCCCUGGUUGGCCGUGGCUUCCUGACUGAACGGGACGAUAUCCUGUGCCCUGAGUGUGGCAAAGAUAUCUAACUCAACCUGAGGGAUAACAAUACAAUUAACAAAUGGCAGAUAUUGAAUAAGUACUGUUAGACCAUAAAACAUAUAGCAUCUUUAACAUAACUAUGAUUGUACAUUGUUUUCAGCUCUGGAUGGCACACUAAUUGUGUUCUUUAACUUCAUAAAGCUUAUUCAAAGUUACCUGCAAGUUCCUUCAAGAUGAAAAUGUAUUUACUAAUAAAGUAGCUGUAGGCAUGAAUGUAAAGAGUUGCAUGAUAAAUAAAGCAACAGCGUUAAUUUAAACGUUCA